Aricia agestis (brown argus) is the source of this 1399-nucleotide messenger RNA. RefSeq lists its product as uncharacterized. The record is from RefSeq and is a predicted model, not a curated record. The transcript has 5 exons. The coding region runs from base 10 to 1386 and encodes 458 amino acids. NCBI's taxonomy places the organism in Eukaryota, Metazoa, Arthropoda, Insecta, Lepidoptera, Lycaenidae.
UAUACGAAUAUGGUGAACUUACUAAUAUACGCGGGCUUCAACGUACAGAGUGAGGUGUGUUUUUGGGCGGUCCUUGGAAUCUUGCGGACGAUUUUAGACGCGAGUGUAGCGUUCAAAGUCAAGUCGAAUCUAAAACAGAUAUGGCAGAUGCGUCUGCCCUCGGAGCUGGACGUGCGUCUACAGCGGGUGCUGCGCGCGAUGGUCUCCGGCGUGAUGGUGGUGCAAUGCGUCUCCAUCUACGUCUAUCUAGCCGCGUAUAUUGUUCUACUGUAUCCGAUAUUCCUGGAAGAGAAGCCGGCGUUAGUCCUGCCUUGGCUGUUGCUGUCACUGAUAAGGUUGCUAUGUGAGCUGGUCAAUUUGUCCAUCGGGCUGGCGACUUGUGUUCUACUCGGCUCGGGAAAACCGCCCUGCGUCAAGUUCGUCUUGUCAAAGAUAACGAAGAUUGCACUGUCGGUUUAUAUGUGGAAGUUGGUGCAUUGGUUAUAUCAGAUACUGCAAGCAGAAACAUACAAGCCAAUAGCAAUGGUAUUGCCAGCUUCAAAACCUGAUGAUGAAGGUUAUAAACGGGGCCUAGAACUUGCUAUACGAAGACGACGAACCAAGUCUUUGUUGAGCAAAGAAGAGCUGAGGCAGAGCAUCUUAUCUGAUUUGUGCCAGGAAAAGACUCAAGCUUUGAGAGGAACUUCUUUUUACAAAGAAGCAUGGUCUUCCGGCGCCAGAAGUAGUGAGUUCAAUGACGAAAUGCAUGUAUUCCAAAACUUACCCAUGACUUCCAAUAACAUUGUGGAUACAAACCCAAACGAUGACUGUAUCAAUAUCGAAGUUGUUACACCUAGAGAUUCAGAUCGUGUCCUCGAUCAAUUCGUUACUAUGAUACUUAAAAUAAGAAUUUACCUAAAAAUGGGCCUAAAUAAUGAUAGUUUACAUCAAAUACAAAUUAACGAUAACUCGGAAAGAGAUGUUUCUGAUCUAAAUGUUGAUCAGAGUGCAAUAUACUCUAAUGAUGUGGAAUCUCCACCGUCUGUUACAAGUCUUUCCGCAGGGAAGUUUUCUUAUAUCCAUGACUAUCCUGGAAUAUUCCUAAAAGAUACAUCCCAAAGGAAACUUCUUCAAGAAAGCACAAAUGCGUUAGAUAAACAGAAUGGCCGGCGCUCAAGAAUAUCCGUUGUCAGAAUGAACAGUGAUUUUUCAAAUAAAAUUAAUGUUAAUAUUGGGAAUGAUGCUAGUUCUACAUCAGAAUGUAAAAACAAUAAUAAAUUAACUGCACCCGAAAAUUCUCCAUCAUCAUCUGAAAAUGAUGAAACUAUUUCAAAUGGUCAAUUAAAAGACGACGACGAUGUUGGAAGUAUAGAAUCAAAAUCUAAUACCAAAGCUGAUGAACAAUAAAUACCACUUAUUA